CAUUCGUAAGCAAAGAAAGUUCCAGCAACUUCGUACGAAACUGUCUGUUUUCUCAUCGGCACAGCCAGGUGAUUCUGCGCGGAGGAAAUUUCCCCAACAAAAACAACAAACGAAGAGCGGCGAUAUGCACGGCAUGAUGGAAAUGCGCGCCGCUGUUUGCAGGAAAAACAAAGGUCGCACAAAUCAUUCAGACCUAGCAGGGAGCUAGCGCAGAGCGAACAUGUCCACCGAAGUCUCCACGAAGACUCUGAACAUACUCAUCGGCUGCACGGGUAGCGUUGCAUCCGUCAAGAUACCCGUGCUGGUCCAACAACUGCUGCACCAGAGGUUCCAGGGGUACGUCGCCGUAGACCUGAAGGUAGUAGCCACCACCCGAGCGCUUCACUUCUUCGAUCGUUUAAUGAUUCCACGUUCGGUACCGCUGCUCGUCGACGAAGACGAGUGGACCACUUGGCGGAAGAUGUCCGACCCGGUGCUUCACAUAGAGCUCAGGCGCUGGGCCGACGUGAUGGUGAUCGCCCCGCUGGACGCCAACACCAUGGGCAAGAUUGUGAACGGAUUGUGCGACAAUCUGCUCACCUGCGUCGUCAGGGCCUGGGACAUGCAGAAGCCUCUGCUCUUUUGUCCGGCCAUGAAUACUCACAUGUGGUGCCACCCGAUUACGCUGAAGCACGUCACGGCCCUGAAGGACCUCGGCUUCACCGAGGUGCCGUGCAUCGAGAAGAGGCUCGCUUGCGGGGACCGCGGCUACGGAGCCAUGGCCGAGGUGCCCACGAUAGUGAGCUACGUCGUCGCAGCCGCACUGGAGAAGGCACAGAAGUAAUUAUCGCCCGCCCCCAACUACUCGAGAACAGCUGCAGCCGCGACACUUCCUUUUUUUUUUUUUCCCCUUGAACCCAAAUAUGUUAAGUUUGAAUGACUGCCAUUGUUACUUUGUUUGGAAGUGCAGGCACCAAACUGUUAUCGUAUUGAACACAGCACUCAAGCACGUAUUUCUCAAAUUGUGAUAUUGCAGGCAGUGUGGCUACGAAGUGACACUGCGGGUUAUUGCUUUUUUCACCUGCGUGAUGCACAUGUGCAGUGAAAAUAAACAGCUUGCACACCAUU
This is a messenger RNA of Dermacentor silvarum, 1107 nucleotides long. It is a transcript of the gene Ppcdc, whose product is annotated as phosphopantothenoylcysteine decarboxylase. Gene Ontology annotation, cellular component: phosphopantothenoylcysteine decarboxylase complex. Gene Ontology annotation, biological process: coenzyme A biosynthetic process. The record is from RefSeq and is a predicted model, not a curated record. Lineage: Eukaryota; Metazoa; Arthropoda; Arachnida; Ixodida; Ixodidae. The transcript has a single exon. Bases 221 to 823 code for a protein of 200 amino acids. Gene Ontology annotation, molecular function: phosphopantothenoylcysteine decarboxylase activity; FMN binding.